AUGUCUUCAAGUCGCGUCGACAAGAACGGCGUCGGCAUUACCCUCCUUUCCGCCUCCGGGAAGUGGGUUGCUCACGCCCACACUGCACUGGCAUACACCGCGUUCGUCGGAUGCUUACUAACCGCCAUAGCGCUGCAUUACAAGAAGAUUGUCAAGAAUGAGUUUUACGGGUAUCCGGAGGAGUGGUUUCCGUCUGUGAGCGCUACCAUUGGUGACUGGUUCCCGGAGCGGAACUUGUUCCAGGUGUUGAUUGCUGUUACUUCUGGUAGUCCUCGAUUUGCAUUGAUCGGACUGUGGUACCUUCUUACCUCGCACCGCAACACCAAGCUUCCCGCCAUCGUCGCUUGUGUCGGUCUCCUGCGCACCAUCACCUGUGGUGGAUGGGUUUACAUCACCUCUUCCGACAACCAUGACUGGCAUGACAUUUUCAUGAUUUCAUACCUCCUCCUCACCAUCCCAUGGAGCUUCGGUGUCAUGGCCGUCAGCCCCGUCAACCCUCGCGCAAUGAAGCUGAGAAAACGAAUGGCCGCUUGCUUUUACGGUGUCAUCGUGCCUUUGGUCUACUUUUUCAUCCAGCACAAGGUCCACCGCGUUCCAGGAGCUUACACCAUCUACGCCUUCCUCGAAUGGUCCCUCAUCCUCUUCGACGUCGGUUUCGACUCUAUUACCGCCCUUGAUUUCGACACCUUUGAGCUUCGCGUCGUCGACGUUGCUGGAAAAAGUGCAGGGAAACCCGAGACCAAAGGCGCGAGGAGUGCGGAGGUAGAGAAGGUGAAGAAGGAGAAGGGGUAUGUUUAUGCGCAGACGAAUGCGUUCUCGAAGAAUGAGGCGUUGGAUUUCGUUGCGGAUUGCUAUCAUGGGUUUGUCUUCUGGACUACGUUGACUUCGCUUGGUGUCUGUGUCUGGUACUUCCCUCUGUGGAACAUGGGUAUCUCCGGAUACGAAGCCAUGCUCGUCACCACCCUCGCCCCCGUCUUCCUCGGCAUCGGUCCCUUCCGCCGCAUCAUCGCCGCCAACCCCGGCGUUUUCCACCUCCUUUCCCUCAUCGCCAUCGUUUCCUACAGGAUCGAGAACCCCGCUCACCGUCUGAUGUGCGUCGGUGCUGGUGUCGCACUCACGACCAGUACUUGGUGUGCGAUCUUCCAGAGUUUGAGGGGUAAGGAUGGGGAGAUGGAGCGUAUGAGCACUGCGUGGGGUAUCGGGUUGGUUAUGAGUAAUGUUGUCAAGUAUGCUUGUUUCUCAAACAACCCUCUGUGGCCGAUCAUGAACGGUAAGACCGGUGGCUGGAACAAGACCGGUAUCGUGCUCGCCGUGCUGGCUUGCGUCCGCACCAUCGUUCGUCAACGCAGGGUUGGCGAGCAAACCACCGUUCUUGAGGGUAAGAAGAAGCAGGAGAAGACGGGAUCGGUUUUCUUCGCUGCGUGCGGAUUAGCCGGUCUCCUCUUCGCCUUGCAAUCAUUGCUUUCAGACUCGACUACCAUGAUUCUCUGGGUCUGGGAUGGAUUCCCGGUUCGUGGACCUUUGGCUGUGCCUCACGGUGCCGUAACGAUGAUCGCCAUGUCCGUCGGUAUCAUCCUCAGCACCCUCUCCAACGGGUUCGGGCGUAACUGGGUCUUUUACACCAUCGCCUGCAUAUCCACCUUCUUCCUCCACAAAGUCCCAGGAUGGUUCGGAUACUACGGUGCCCUCAUCCUCACCGUAUACCUCAUGUCCCUUAUCCCCGAGUUCUUCCGCAGCGCAGCAACGGUCAACAAACCCGGCCGUACCUUCGGUUUGGCGUGGUUGUUUUACUGUUUGUUCGUGCUCGCGCAUGUCUGGGUCGUCGCGUAUGAGUUCGUGCCUGGAGGUCCGUUGUUGAGGGAGAGAACGGAUUUGGUGUUGACGUUCAUGAUGGGCUUCAUUGGGUUGGGUGUGUAUAACGCCACGACUCUCCAUGGACAAUCGAAGCAGGCGCAGGCUAAGGUGCAGCCAAUGAAGGCGAGUAAUCGGAGUCCCGCGUAUGGCAAGUCAGUCUUGUCCAUCCUAUGUGCCGCCGCGAUCGCAAUCGCAUACCUCCGGUUCCCAACGUACGACUUCAAACCCUACCACCCCGAAGAAAAACUUUUCACAGCAGGUAUCUGGACCAUCCAUUUCGGUCUCGACAACGACAUGUGGGCCUCCGAAAUCCGUAUGCGUGACGCGAUCCGUGAUCUCGAACUCGACGUCAUCGGGCUACUCGAGAGUGAUAACCAACGUAUCAUCAUGGGAAACCGUGAUUUGACACAACGUGUUGCGGAGGAGUUGGGGAUGUACGCUGAUUAUGGACCGGGUCCGAAUAAGCAUACCUGGGGCGCGGCAUUACUGUCUAAAUUCCCCAUCUUGAAUUCGACGCAUCAUCUCCUUCCCUCGCCGAGAGGUGAACUCGCCCCGGCUAUUCACGCCACACUUGAUGUCUACGGAACCUGGGUCGACAUCAUCGUCUCGCAUAACGGACAAGAAGAAAACCCCGAAGACCGAUUCCAACAAACAACAGAAUUAGCCCGAAUCAUGCGCGAAGACAGCGACCGCCCCCUCGUUUUCCUCGGUUACGUCGUAACGAAGCCACACGAAGGCAACUACCCCAUCCUCAUCGACGACGCCCACAUGCACGAUAUCGAACCCGAAGAUUGGGAUAGAUGGUGUGAGUAUGUUGCGUUUAGGGGGGUGAAGAGGGUUGGGUAUGCGCGGGUUUCGAGGGGGACGAUUACGGAUACGGAGAUUCAGACGGGGAAGUUUGUGGUGGUGGAUGCGGAUGCGGAAGGUGGGAUGGAGGCGGUGCCGAGUUAUCGGCGGGUGGGGGAGGGUGAGGUGCCGGAGGGAUAUAGGUAUCCGGGGAUGUUCCGUGGGGAGGGGGUUAGGGGACAUCGGUACCAUGUGUUUGAUGAGCCGUGGUAUUACGACUGA
Molecule: messenger RNA, 2922 nt
Organism: Saitoella complicata NRRL Y-17804
Lineage: Eukaryota; Fungi; Ascomycota; Saitoellomycetes; Saitoellales; Saitoellaceae
Exons: 5
Coding region: 1-2922 (973 amino acids)
Biological process (GO): fungal-type cell wall organization; GPI anchor biosynthetic process
Cellular component (GO): endoplasmic reticulum
Source: RefSeq, a predicted model, not a curated record